AUGGGCAGUGUUGUUGAAGGUAUUUUUUGGAAUGAAUAUAAAUUAGUUGAUAUUGAUUCAGAAGGAACAGAGAAGUAUCAUUGUAAGCAUUGUAAUACUACAUAUGUUAAAAAUGUUACAAGAUUUCAAAAUCACCUUGAAAAUUAUAUGAAUUAUCAAAAAAUUCAAUACACUAAACAAUAA
Molecule: messenger RNA, 183 nt
Organism: Cetraspora pellucida
Lineage: Eukaryota; Fungi; Glomeromycota; Glomeromycetes; Diversisporales; Gigasporaceae
Source: the annotation of a GenBank genome assembly